AUGCGAGUGCGGGUGUCAUUCUUCAGUUCUUCUUCUUCAUUGCGGUAUUUUUUACGAUCUAAUGCCGUUUUGAGUUUGAAUGCAAUUCUACCAUCCAUCUCUAUUAAAGAGAAGUCUACGAAAGCUAGCGAUGAUGAACAGCCACAAACUUUGGUUCCUCAAGAGGUCGAAUUCGGCCGGACGGUCCACGUUGGAAAUCUUCGACAGAGUACGAAAUCCGAUUUAAUUGAUUACUUUUCCAAGUAUGGCGAGAUCGAGAAGGUAGAUUUGAUGCUUACGAAGUUCUCUCGUUUGCCCCGAGGAUUUGCUUUCGUGACAUUUUGUGAAAAGGAAAGUGCGAAGAAAGUUCUCGCCAAUAGUCAUCCAAUCGUUGCUGGAGACAACAUUACUGUAAACCCACUAAGGACCGAAAAGAAGCUUCCCAAGCACACAAACAAAGAUUUAGUAGUGCUUGUGACCAGUAUUUUGAAAACAACGAGUAAAAAAGUGAUCGAAAGCCAUUUUUCUCAAUUCGGGAAAGUCAAAAAUGUCAUUCUUGCUCAGGAGGGUAAAUCGGAUGGUGAGUUAGACAAAUAUUAUGUUGCACUGUCGUCGAUUUCUGAGGUGAAGAGAUCCCUUGAAGAGCCGACGCAGAGGAUUGCUGAACAAGAUAUCGACUCCAAGGUGAUGGCAUUUUCAGAAGCUGAACAAGUUUUACAGCGUUCCACAAAUCUUUUUGUUCGUUCCUUAGAAGAUAAUGUAUCCGUGUAUAGUUUGAGAGAGUACUUUCAAAACUUUGGAGACGUAGAAUCCGUGGAAGUUUUUUUAGACAGUGCUAAUGUUUGGGGCUCUUUAACUGUGGCAUGUGUUCACUUCUCUAAAGAAUCUACAGUGGAUAAAUUUCUGGAGAGGGAAGAUCAUGUUAUAAAUGGCAUGCGAUGUGAAGUUUUAAAACGUAGAAGUGUGCUUCCCUGGACAAGAACUAACCGGCAGAGAAUAUCAGUGGAGGGCUUGCCCCUGUCAAUUGGGAAGCGGGAUGUUCAGCAAUUCUUCAAAAAUGUAAUUGAAUUAGACAUACAAAUUGUCUUUUUCAGAAAAGAUUCUCUAAAUGGAAAAGUUCAUUGCAUUAUAAGAUGUAUAAACCCCAAGGAUGUGACAAGGAUCCUGGCCAAAAAAUAUGCACAAUUUCAAGAAGAAAAAUUACAUUUUAAUCCCCUUGUGUGGAGCAAGAGUAGACCUGAUUGA
Molecule: messenger RNA, 1224 nt
Organism: Pocillopora meandrina
Lineage: Eukaryota; Metazoa; Cnidaria; Anthozoa; Scleractinia; Pocilloporidae
Source: the annotation of a GenBank genome assembly